Aethina tumida (small hive beetle) is the source of this 3056-nucleotide messenger RNA. Its product is annotated as glycogen phosphorylase. NCBI's taxonomy places the organism in Eukaryota, Metazoa, Arthropoda, Insecta, Coleoptera, Nitidulidae. Gene Ontology annotation, molecular function: pyridoxal phosphate binding; glycogen phosphorylase activity. Gene Ontology annotation, biological process: glycogen catabolic process. The record is from RefSeq and is a predicted model, not a curated record. The transcript has 4 exons. The coding region runs from base 72 to 2615 and encodes 847 amino acids. Gene Ontology annotation, cellular component: cytoplasm.
UUGGAACCCUUCAGUUCGCCGGCGAGGGUCCACAAAUUUACUUGCGCCGAAUUAUUUGGAAGUCUUGAAUUAUGGCGAAGCCACAGAGCGACAGCGAACGCAGAAAGCAGAUCUCCGUCAGGGGAAUCGCCGAAUUAGACGAUGUGAACGAGAUCAAGAAGACUUUCAACAGACAUCUCCACUACACCCUCGUUAAGGACAGGAAUGUGGCCACCUCCAGGGACUACUACUUCGCCCUGGCCAACACCGUCAGGGACCAUCUGGUCUCAAGGUGGAUCAGGACCCAGCAGCACUACUACGAAAAGGACCCUAAGAGAGUUUACUACUUGUCACUUGAAUUCUACAUGGGCAGGUCCCUGCAGAAUACCAUGAUCAACUUGGGAAUUCAAAGUCCAGUUGAUGAGGCCCUCUACCAACUAGGUUUGGAUAUUGAAGAGCUCGAAGACCUUGAAGAAGACGCCGGUCUUGGAAAUGGGGGCUUGGGACGUCUUGCUGCCUGCUUCCUCGAUUCUAUGGCCACCUUAGGCAUGGCCGCUUAUGGUUACGGUAUCAGAUAUGAAUACGGUAUCUUCGCCCAGAAAAUCGUCAAUGGCGAACAACAAGAAGAACCCGACGACUGGUUGCGUUAUGGUAACCCUUGGGAGAAAGCGAGACCAGAAUAUAUGAUUCCCAUCAACUUCUACGGUAACGUUAUCGAUUCACCUGAAGGCAGGAAAUGGGUUAACACUCAAAUUGUCUACGCUUUGCCCUACGACAACCCCAUUCCCGGAUACAACAACAACGUUGUCAACACUUUGAGAUUAUGGUCCGCCAAAUCUCCAGUUGACUUCAACCUCAAAUUCUUCAACGAUGGUGAUUACAUCCAAGCCGUCCUCGAUCGUAAUUUGGCAGAAAACAUAUCACGUGUCUUGUACCCCAACGAUAACUUCUUCGAAGGCAAGGAGCUCCGUUUGAAACAAGAAUACUUCAUGUGCGCCGCUACUCUUCAAGAUAUCAUCCGCAGGUUCAAAUCCUCGCAGUUCGGAAGCCGCGAGACCACUAGGACUGACUUCAAGCUACUCCCCGAAAAAGUCGCAAUUCAAUUGAACGACACUCAUCCAGCUCUGGCGAUUCCAGAACUCAUGAGGAUUUUGAUCGAUGUUGAGAAACUGUCAUGGGAAGAAGCUUGGGACGUGACCGUCAAGACUUGCGCUUACACCAAUCACACCGUUUUGCCCGAAGCUUUGGAGAGGUGGCCCGUCACAUUGUUGCAGAGCAUUCUUCCGAGACAUUUGGAGAUUAUUUACCACAUUAACUUCUUGCACUUGAAGGAGGUUGAAAAGAAAUGGCCUGGUGAUUGGGACAGACUGAGAAGCAUGUCUUUAAUCGAAGAGGAUGGCGAGAAGAGAGUUAACAUGGCCCACUUGUCUAUUGUUGGAUCCCACGCCGUCAACGGUGUUGCCUGGAUUCACUCCGAAAUCAUCAAAGCGGAUUUGUUUAAAAACUUCUACGACCUCACCCCAGAGAAAUUCCAGAACAAGACCAACGGUAUUACUCCUCGUAGGUGGUUGCUCUUGUGUAACCCCGGUCUGUCAGAUUUGAUCUCUGACAAGAUUGGAGAAGAUUGGAUCGUCCACUUAGAUCAGUUGCAGAAACUGAAACAAUGGGCCAAGGAUGCAAACUUCCAGAGGGCCGUUGCUAAAGUCAAACAAGAGAAUAAGCUCAAAUUGGCCCAACUUUUAGAGAAACAAUACAACGUCAAGAUUAAUCCAGCUAGUAUGUUCGACAUCCAAGUAAAACGUAUCCACGAGUACAAAAGACAACUAAUGAACUGCUUGCAUAUCAUCACUUUGUACAACAGGAUCAAGAAGGAUCCAUCAUUGAAGGUCACUCCAAGAACCAUCAUGAUUGGUGGCAAAGCUGCUCCAGGAUACUACACUGCUAAAAAGAUCAUCAAGUUGAUUAACGCUGUCGGAAACGUAGUUAACAACGACCCCGUCGUCGGUGAUAAACUGAAAGUAAUCUUCUUGGAGAACUAUAGAGUAACUCUGGCUGAAAAGAUCAUGCCUGCCGCCGAUUUGAGUGAACAAAUCUCCACUGCUGGUACAGAAGCCAGUGGUACUGGUAACAUGAAGUUUAUGUUGAACGGUGCCCUUACUAUCGGUACUUUGGACGGAGCCAAUGUCGAAAUGGCCGAGGAAAUGGGCAACGAGAACAUCUUCAUCUUUGGUAUGACCGUCGAAGAGGUUGAAGAUUUGAAGAAGAGAGGUUACAAUGCCUACGACUACUACAACUCCAAUCCGGAAUUGAGACAAGUUGUGGACCAGAUCCAGAACGGUUUCUUCAGCCCCGAAAAUCCCGACGAGUUCAAGGAUAUUGCUGAUAUCCUGUUGAAAUACGACAGAUUCUUCCUGUUUGCUGAUUAUGAAGCCUACAUUAAGAAACAGGAUGAAGUCAGCGCUGUUUAUCAAAACCAAUCUAAAUGGUUGGAAAUGUCCAUCAACAACAUCGCCUCUUCAGGAAAAUUCUCGAGUGACCGUACCAUCAUCGACUAUGGAAAAGACAUCUGGGGUGUGGAGCCCAGCUACGAAAAACUUCCCGAUCCUUCUGUGCCAAGAGAGAUUGCCUUAAAAUAACAAUUAGCCCCUAAUCCUAAUCCCCAAUAUUAGUCAGCUUUUGUAAAGUUGACCUAAUUAAUAAUUGUUUACAAUGCACUAUAGAUGUUAUUUAUUUCAAAUUGUCAAAAAAUACUAUAAGAUGUUAAUGAUACGAAAAAUAUAUAAAUAUUAUGCAUUCGCAUAGACGUAACGCCAAAAUAUUAAAAUAAUGAAUUCUUUAUAUAAGUUCGUUGCAACAAGUUUUUAGGUGUUUUUGAACAACGUUAGUUUAAUAAAUGCAUUAGCUUAAGGAACUCACUAAAAUGAACUUGUGGUCGUUUAAAUUAUUAUGUCUAGUAUUAUUGAUUGCCAUUGUCCAAAAAGUCAUGUCUUCGUUUGUACACCUUCAACCAUCGUGGUGCUAUUUUUUGUUUAAUAAUUGUUUUCAAUAUUUUAAAUAAUAAAUUAUAUUUAAGUAGA